UUUGCCGUCGGACGGAGCAGCAGACAGACAGCGAGCUCCGGUUUUUCUUCAAGAAAAGAAACGACGAACUACUGAUUCAGAUUAAAGAACAGGCUGAUUCUUCUUUUUCUCUCUCUUUCUUUCUUUAUCUCUUUCUUUCUUAAAGGCAGGACGAGCUUUCGUCUUCACUGCUUCCCACAUCCUGUCAACAUGCCGAACGAUCAGCUGUGUGUGGAGGCCCUGUCAGCUCUCUCCGGCUGUAAAGUGGAGCUGACCACCGGGCCCUCGCAGCUCACCCCGCAGGACUUUGUCAACAUCGUGGCCCUCAAAGAGUUUUUAAAGCAGGAGGGCUUCAAGGAGCUGGAGUAUCCCAGCCUGGGGACGCUGUCCGUGCAGGACUACGACGACCAGGACAUGUACAGCUCCCCUCCGGCGCUGACCGAGGCCCCCACCGAGCUCAGGACCACGGUCAAGAUCAACCCGCAGGACUUCUUCCAUCCACAGUACAACUACGACUUUACCAAUAUAAAGGACGGUGACACCACCUUCCUGCGUGGUAACGAGCAGUACGUCCGGCCCUGCGGGUGGAGCCGGGUCGCCCUGCGGGUCCAGCAGAAGUACGACGGCGGGGACGGCUGGCUCGGGACGGGGAAGGACGCCUGGCCCGUCUCCUACCACGGACACAACAUGGACGGCUCCCUCAUCCUGACCCGCGGCGCAGACCCCAAAGAUGAUGAGCCCACCUUUCUGGACGCAGCCGCCGCCUCGAUUGUCACCGGAGAGACCCGGGGCCGAGGCGUCUACUCCACCCCAGACGUCAAGAUGGCGCAGAAGUACUGCAAGAAGUUCAAGUCCAAAGUGGACGAGAAGACGUACGAGGUGGUUCUUCAGAACCGGAUCAACCCGGAGAAGAGGACGAAGUGUCAGAGAGAGGACGUGUGGCUGGUUUACGUCCCUCAAGGCUGCAACGACGUCCAGACGAGGGCCAUCGUGCAGGAGUCCAUCCGGCCCUACGGGCUGCUGCUGAAGCAGGUGUGAACCUCAAAACCUGCACCGUAAGGGUCCCAUCAGGGUCCCAUCAGGAACCUGGAGUCUUCUUGAUUAUCAACAAAGAACCUCACAAAAUGAUCCUUUACAUUAAUCCUACCAAACAGUCUGCAUUCAAUAUUCAUUCCUGUUUGUCUUUUGGGAGACUGAGCUAACUGUAAGGGCUGUUUUCCUACAUUUUAUUAAACCUAUGCUGCUUUUUUAACACAAUACACGAAAAAAAGCCACUGCCGAGCUGCUGUACCACCUGUUGCCUUAUUUAGAGUUGCAUGUUAGAUUCAACUUUAUAGAAAUCAGUUUAACUUUGGACACGUGUUUGAUUGAUGGGUGUAACUAAUAGACAAUAAAAACAAGAAAGCAAACAUGCAGCUGUGGUUUCAUUUGUGAAAACAUAAAACCUCAACAGUAAUCAAAGCAGGUUUACUCUCUACAUGAUACGUUUAAAUGUAAGAAAAGACUGUGGGAAACGAGAGAC
This is a messenger RNA of Scomber scombrus (Atlantic mackerel), 1501 nucleotides long. RefSeq lists its product as uncharacterized. NCBI's taxonomy places the organism in Eukaryota, Metazoa, Chordata, Actinopteri, Scombriformes, Scombridae. The coding region runs from base 190 to 1017 and encodes 275 amino acids. The transcript has 2 exons. The record is from RefSeq and is a predicted model, not a curated record.